AUGCUUCUCCAAAAAGCAAGGAACAAAUGGAUUUUGGAGGGAGCUAGUAACUCUAGUUUUCUGCAUAAUAGCAUUCACAUUCACAUUCGUAGAGGUAAUAACACUAUUUUCGAGCUUGUGGAUGAUGCUGGUAAUACUAUCACAGAUGGGGAUCAAUUGUGCCAACAUGUUGUAUCUUAUUAUGAGAACAAGUUUAAUGGUGUGGAAAUGCCGGUUGAAGAUCAGAUUUUUGAUUACGAUCAUUUGUCUAUUACUUUGGAGGAACAACAGCGUAGGGACAGUUUUCCUACGGUGGAGGAGAUUCAAAAGGUUGUUUUUGAUUUAGGGGCUCAAAGUGCUCCGGGUCCUGAUGGUUUCUCGGGUUGUUUCUAUAGGCAUUGUUGGGAGAUUAUCCAACAUGAUUUAUUUGUAGCAAUUCUUUUUUGUUGGCAACAUAAAUUUACUCCUAGUGGGGCUAAUUCGAGUCUUAUUAUUCUCCUGGCAAAGGUUAGAGGAGCUAAUUCUCUUUGGAAUUUUAGACCUAUUGGCCUUAGUAAUUUAUUUUUCAAGAUCUUUACUAAAAUUUUAACUACCAGACUGGGAAGUGUUUUGGAAAAACUUGUCUCUGAGGAACAAGUGGCUUUCAUGAAAGAGAGAAAUAUUCACGAAAAUAUGAGCUUGGCCUCUGAGAUGGUUAAUGAGCUUCAUAUUAAAAGCAAGGAUGGCGAUUUGGGAAUGAAAUUGGAUAUUUAUCAGGCUUUUGAUACUGUUAGUUGGUCUUUUUGUUUGGAGGUGCUCCGCAGGUAUGGUUUCUCUGAGGAUUGGUGUACAUGGAUCCUUUCUAUCUUACAAUCUGCUCGUAUUUCUGUUCUUUUAAAUUUCCAUCUGGAAGGGUUCUUCAAAAUUAAUAGAGGUUUACGUCAAGGUGAUACCCUUUCUUCCUUGAUUUUUGUUUUGAUUAAAGAUGUCCUUAGCAGGAACAUUUCUAAGCUUUUUAAGGAGAAGAAAAUGUCACCAAUGGUUACGAGAAAUGGUAUUUCCCCUACUCAUUUAUUCUUUGCUGAUGAUAUUAUGAUUUUUUGUAAAGGAAAUAUGAAAAGUAUGAAAAAUAUGGUUUCUUUACUAGAGCAGUAUCAUCGUGUUUCCGGGCAAACCGUUUGCAGGCAAAAAAGUAAAAUUUUUUAUGAUGGGGGGUCUUUGAGUAGACGGAGAACUAUUGUUGAUUUUCUUGGUAUGAGUCUUGCUUCUUUUCCUGAUCGUUAUUUGGGAGUGCAAAUCAUGCCAGGGGCGGUGAGAUAUAGACAUAUAUGUACUGUCAUUUAUAAAAUAAAAAAUCAAUUAGCUGUCUGGAAAGGUAAAAUGCUUUCGUUCCAGGAUAGACUGUGUGCUUGUUAA
Messenger RNA from Papaver somniferum (opium poppy), 1374 nucleotides. RefSeq lists its product as uncharacterized. The record is from RefSeq and is a predicted model, not a curated record. NCBI's taxonomy places the organism in Eukaryota, Viridiplantae, Streptophyta, Magnoliopsida, Ranunculales, Papaveraceae. The coding region runs from base 1 to 1374 and encodes 457 amino acids. The transcript has a single exon.